Aptenodytes forsteri (emperor penguin) is the source of this 2168-nucleotide messenger RNA. It is a transcript of the gene TSLIG2, whose product is annotated as chromosome unknown C2orf49 homolog. Gene Ontology annotation, cellular component: tRNA-splicing ligase complex. The record is from RefSeq and is a predicted model, not a curated record. Gene Ontology annotation, biological process: embryonic morphogenesis. Bases 87 to 653 code for a protein of 188 amino acids. NCBI's taxonomy places the organism in Eukaryota, Metazoa, Chordata, Aves, Sphenisciformes, Spheniscidae. The transcript has 3 exons.
AUGGUUGUGCUUUGAAUUUGUCAUAAUAAUAACAACUUUUUUUCUGUUCUCCACAGAAGAAUAUACUUGUCGAAAAUGAUGUAAAGAUGGACAAAGAUGGUCUCACUGAUCUAUAUAGACAACAUGCCAUUCCACUGCCUCAGCGUGACUUACCAAAAAGUAGAUGGGGGAAAAUGAUGGAAAAGAAAAGACAGCAAAAUGAGUCAAAAAGUGAGAAUAAAAGUGUUACAACGGUGGAAGGUUUAAGGAAACGGCCAUUAAUCGUAUUUGAUGGCAAUUCAACAAGUACAAGCAUAAAGGUGAAGAAGACAGAGAAUGGAGCUGCUGAUCGGCUAAAACCUCCUCCAGCUGGAAGCACCACCAACACUGUUAGAAGAUUAUCAGUUCCUUCAAAUGCCUCAACAUACAUUUCAGCCUCCAGUUUAUCAGAGGACGCUAAGCUGGGAAUGAGGAAUAAUGAGGCUAAGCAGAACAAUAUUUCAAAGACUAACAGCAGUGUAUUGGCCAGUCUGAAGGUGUACCCUUUGUCUCCGGUAGCAGGAACUACUGUUGUGAAGUUAAAGAGAGCUGUUCCAAAAGAAGAAUCUGAUUUGCCGAAUGACCUAAAGCCUACGGAAGCAAAGAAGAAAAUCCAGCAUGUUACAUGGCCAUGAAGUAGCUAAUGGUGCUUGAAACAUAAAUGUAACAUCAAUAUUUUCAAACAGAUAAGUCCUAUUUAAACAGUUUAAGUACAAUUCUUUUUAAAACUUACAGGGAUUCAGAUUGCUGUGAAGUUUUAACAAGUUUAAAAGUUCCCUGGUAUAAAGCUGGAGUCAUCACCAGUCACCUUAAGAGCGUCUACUCUUGUACACCAAGUAGUUCAUUACUUCUUUAAAAGGUGGUAAUAUUACAACAUACUAAACGCCCCACUUUUAGUUUUCAAGAUUUAUUAUAGUUCAUCUCCUGCAUGUCACUAUGAUUCACACAUAUAAAUAUAUCUUUUUUUUGUUUCAGUAAGAUUCAGUUUUGUUCCACUUCUGGUUAAAUAGUUAAAAUAGCUAUUGAGAUUCAGAGUGAUCCCAAGAGCCUUCUUGGCUUCAAAAAGAUAAUUCAUUUAUAUGAGAAAACUGACCGUUCUGCUGAUAAGAUAGUCUGAGACAAUUUUUUUUUCCUUUUUGUUGCACAGAAAAGGAGUGUAGAAUUUACAGUGCAAGUUAGGUUGGUAAUAAGAGAUGAACUAUUUAACAGCAUUGCUUCAAAUUGAAGUUUCUCUUAUUGACGUAUGAAAUAAGAAAUGCACAGAUGGAAGUAUGUUUAAUUAGACUGUUUGAUAUGAAUCUUUGAGAGGAAGUAGUGAAUGGAUUAGUGCCAUGUUCUCUUAAAUACACAGGCAUAUUUUAUAGAUGCAUAAGUGUAAAAAUGUGCCGAUGUAGCAAAUUUGCUUGUUUUCCUGAUUACAAUCAUGCUUAUAAAAUAUGGGGAAAACCUGUGGAAUGCAGGUCAGUGCUUUCUCAACUUACUAACAGUCGGAGAGGGACAGGCAUAGGAAGACAAAGAAGUACCUUGAGAGCAUUAGGGUAUGUAAUUGCAUCUAAAAAAAGAAAAAACAACCUGUUUUCCCUUCCUUUGAUAGUUUAAGAUGGAUGUUGAUUUUCUGUGAAACUUGGUGUUUCCUCUGGAUUAUUGGUAGUGCCUUAUAAGGCAGAAAUCCAGUUAAGUUGAUGGAAACAUUUUUAUUAAAUCUCAGUGGCUCAGGGUGAAGCCAAUUUAGAUCCAUUUUAGAUAUGGAUGGUAAAUAAUAAUAAUGCUCCCAGACUUAGUAAAACAGAAACAAAAAAAAAAAGAAUCGACUUCUGAAUCCAUGUAGUUAACCCACUAACUGUCAGUAGUGAUCUGAAAACUUGUUUACAUUUUUAACGUUGGUUAAUAUUGAAACCAAAAACUGUAGCUUAAUUCAUUACUGACAGAAGUUCUCCAUUCACUGUUAUAACAUAAAAGGCACUUCUCGAAUGCUGUAAAAUGGUAAGAAUGUGUGUUUUGAAAUAUUGUGUGCUGUUUCCCUUUUACUAAACACUUGUGUAGUUUUUGUACUUGAGUACAGCAAACUUUAACGUAAUGUACAUUUUGUAUGUAAAAAGUUGUCUUUUAAGUAGCCUUAUCCUAUUUAAAUAAAUUCAAUUAAAAGCAAA